This is a messenger RNA of Fomitiporia mediterranea MF3/22, 1351 nucleotides long. RefSeq lists its product as uncharacterized. NCBI's taxonomy places the organism in Eukaryota, Fungi, Basidiomycota, Agaricomycetes, Hymenochaetales, Hymenochaetaceae. The transcript has 2 exons. The coding region runs from base 456 to 1088 and encodes 210 amino acids. The record is from RefSeq and is a predicted model, not a curated record.
CAUUGGCCAGUCAUCAACUCACCUCCUCGCUUAUUGUUUUGCUAGGGAGAAACGUACUUGAAUUCCGGAGGGUUUCCCGUAUAUGGGCACCGCUAAAGGCCAUGCGACGGCUCUGCACGAUUUAACCUUACCGUACAGCUGCUUCCUUCCUUUUGUUUGCCCAAGCGGACCCAGUGCCAAUUGUCCAUCUCUGUUUCUGGCUGUGGACAUGGACGACUUAAAGUGAGAUGAGCAAUUAUGACUUGGCUCGGUAUACUCUUCCUUGGUAUCCUACUCCAUACUUUUUCUACUGAGGAGACGACGAUUCGAGACUUGACUCCGCCACACGACCCUGCCACCCGACAGCAUAUCUCAAGUUUUCUCCCGUGUUUAGUUGCUUGAGGCAAAGCUAGAGACGGGAUCUACUAUACGAGUCAUAACAACGACGAAGCGUAACUCCGAGCCCAUUGUCUGCCAUGUCUGUCGCAUACACAUCCACGAGCUUCGGCACAUCCGCAACAACAUCUACUCCCUCAGGCCCCGCGCGUCACCAGCGCCAUUCUUCUAGCUCUUCUCGAUCUUCUACUACGUUGGCUGGUCCAGCUGGUCAACUUCCGUUCCCCGCAACUGCCGCUCGUUCGCCCAGACGAAACUCGGAAGCAGAACGCAUGAUGCGUGCACAAUAUGACGCAAUUGGCGCGUUUUUCGGUGGUGGACGUCCUACUGCGGAACGUAACGAACCACGCGAGCAACCUCAGACUGCAAGUGCACGACCCACCCCGCCUGAAUAUGAUACACGUAGCGAGGCCGAUUCAUUACCAACGUACGUUAAAAUUGAGGAGUACGACGCUGCGUUUAAUCGCAAGCUCUUCAUCUAUGGUUUCCUCUUCUUCCCACUUUGGAUAGUCGGGAUUAUCGCACCAUUCGUAAAGCCAUUGCACGAUCCAACACGCGAUAACCGAUCGAAGGAAGACCAAGAGGUGGACUAUGCGAGUAUGCGAACCGUCGAGAUGCGCUGGGCCAAGCGUUGCGCUGCAGCACUUCUAGGCUUCAUCAUCCUUGUUAUUGUUGCAGUCGUUGUUGGCGUCACUGUUGCGAAGCAACAUUGAGCGUCUAUUAUCGACCUGCCCGAAUUAGCCGGGGCAGAAAAAAUCCAUCAUGGUUGCUAGUGGAUGUCAUUGAUUGUUAAAGACUUUUCUGUGUAUUAUAACCCAUUCUACUUCUACCCCUGAUCCCUGUCAUCCCCUGGCACUUCACGACUACCUUUAGAUCCACUCCUUCUAUGUUUUCUCAUUUUACUUUUGCGUCGCCGACUGGUUCCUUGCUCGCAUCAAAUUCCUGUACACUAUAUCGUUAUACCACCUUGUACUCA